UUCCUUCCUCAAGUUGCUUCAACAUGGCUCUCAGGUUUGUGGUGUCGUUGGCCUUGGUAGCCAUGAUUGUUGGUGAACAUGUGAAUCCGUAUUCCAUACCAUCCGAAUACACUCCUCGUCCAACCUAUCCCACACGACCUCCAUAUAAGCCACAGCCUACCUAUCGCCCAAAACCUACCUAUCGUCCAAAGCCUACCUAUACUCCUAGGCCUACCUAUCCCCCAAAGCCAACUUACACUCCAAAGCCUACCUAUACUCCUAGGCCUACCUAUCCCCCACAGCCUACCUAUGGUCACCCAACUCCCACCUAUGGUCCCCCACCAGCUUACGGACACCAGCCUGUAAAACCAUCCUGUGCUGCUGCCACCACCAAGACCUGGUGCCUGGAAGACAAGGAGUACCCCAGCUACGAGCUCCAGGCAGCUGCUCACCAACACAAGGAUAAGCUUCUUACUCUCUACGCUGACGUGGCCGAACUGGACACAGCACAUUCCGUCGAUGGUCUCAAGACCCACUACGAUGAGACGUACCUCUGUCCCUCAGAGACCCAAUAUGUGAGACCUCUGCGAGCCCAGAACACUGAUGGUAAAUGGCGCGUCAUCGUCAACAACAUUAAAGUAGAUUACCUGACUCUCACCCAGACAACCCGCAUUGAGGAGUGCCUCAACCCCGGCCACGCCUGCCCUCUGGUGCCCGUGUGCUACGAAUCUAAGUGCCUGCAGAAGUUCAUUUACCACCGCUUCCUCGUCUACGAUCCCUAUGAUCAGUACUUCCCCUUCGCCAUCGAGACCUUCAAGCUGCCCGCCAGUUGCGACUGUCUUCUAGGCGCCUUCAACCUCUACCACUAAGACCACCACCGCAAAUGUCUCACUGGGCGCCUUCAGUAUAUGCAAAGAAGGCAAGGAAUCACAAAUCUCUCGCCACAAUGGGAAAAAAAAUCUUAUCUAGAAUCCUUAAAAAAUAUAUGUAACCCUUAGUCUUUCAUUGUGUGUGAUGUAAGACGAGGAGCGAGUGAUUCCUGCAGCAACAAGAACACUGCUGCGGCAGGAACCAGAGUCCCCUGUAUGACUUAGUCAUCAAUAAGUUAAACGAAGAAAGCAGUUCUCUAGUCAUCUCAUUGUGUACUAUGUACGAUAUAUGUGUGCAAAAAUGAUUAAUAUACAUAUUUUUAGCUUCUAGAAUGGAGUAUUAUUAUUAUUAUUAUUAUCACUACUAUUAUAAUCAUAACUAAGCGCUAAACCCACAAGGGUCAUAUAGCGCUGCUAGA
Molecule: messenger RNA, 1267 nt
Organism: Cherax quadricarinatus
Lineage: Eukaryota; Metazoa; Arthropoda; Malacostraca; Decapoda; Parastacidae
Product: neurotrophin 1-like
Biological process (GO): innate immune response; central nervous system formation
Cellular component (GO): extracellular region
Molecular function (GO): growth factor activity; Toll binding
Source: RefSeq, a predicted model, not a curated record